This is a messenger RNA of Condylura cristata (star-nosed mole), 1568 nucleotides long. It is a transcript of the gene MC4R, whose product is annotated as melanocortin 4 receptor. Gene Ontology annotation, molecular function: melanocyte-stimulating hormone receptor activity. Gene Ontology annotation, cellular component: membrane. The transcript has a single exon. Gene Ontology annotation, biological process: G protein-coupled receptor signaling pathway. Bases 375 to 1373 code for a protein of 332 amino acids. NCBI's taxonomy places the organism in Eukaryota, Metazoa, Chordata, Mammalia, Eulipotyphla, Talpidae. The record is from RefSeq and is a predicted model, not a curated record.
CCUCAGAGAGGCAGCUGACUGAGAGAGCCUGGCUCACCCUGUCCUCGGCCAGCAGCCCCGCAGCUCCUGGGAAACUAUCUGGCAGACACCUGAAUCUGAGACUAAAAGUUCAAGCGAGAACGAGAGCAAAAAAGCAAAAGGCAGACUUUCAACUGAGCAUGAGCUGCUGAAGCCCGCGGUUUUGAAGUGAUGCUGAACAGAGGGGACCCUGAAAGAGAGUGAAAACUCCAUGGCCAGCUUCGGGGCACAGGCCAGCCACUCCCCACCGAUAUGCCAAUGUCAUCUGUAAAGAAAGAGAAGGAGAAAGCCACUGAGGCCACCUGAGCCCGCGGGUUUCCCCCAAGUCUGGGCGGAUCUGACUCCACUUGGCCAGGAUGAACUCCACCCACCAGCCUGGGAUGCACACCUCUCUGCACGUCUGGAACCACAGCACCUACCGACCGCACAGCAACGCCAGUGAGUCCUUGGGCAAAGGCUACUCAGACGGAGGCUGCUACGAGCAACUUUUUGUCUCUCCUGAGGUCUUUGUGACUCUGGGUGUCAUAAGUUUGUUGGAGAAUAUUCUGGUGAUUGUGGCCAUAGCCAAGAACAAGAAUCUGCACUCUCCCAUGUACUUUUUCAUCUGUAGCCUGGCAGUGGCCGAUAUGUUGGUGAGUGUGUCCAACGGGUCCGAAACCAUUGUCAUCACCCUGUUAAACAGUACAGAUACGGACGCGCAGAGUUUCACAGUGAAUAUUGACAAUGUCAUUGACUCAGUGAUCUGCAGCUCCUUGCUUGCGUCCAUCUGCAGCCUGCUUUCGAUUGCAGUGGACAGGUACUUUACUAUCUUUUAUGCUCUCCAGUAUCAUAACAUCAUGACGGUGAAGCGGGUGGGGAUCAUCAUCACUUGUAUCUGGGCAGCUUGCACGGUCUCGGGCAUCUUGUUCAUCAUUUAUUCAGACAGCAGCGCUGUCAUCAUCUGUCUCAUCACCAUGUUCUUCACCAUGCUGGCUCUCAUGGCCUCUCUGUAUGUGCACAUGUUCCUGAUGGCCAGACUCCACAUCAAGAGGAUCGCUGUCCUCCCGGGCACGGGCACCAUCCGCCAAGGUGCGAACAUGAAGGGAGCUGUUACCUUGACCAUCUUGAUUGGGGUCUUUGUUGUCUGCUGGGCCCCAUUCUUCCUCCACUUGAUCUUCUACAUCUCUUGUCCCCAGAAUCCAUACUGCGUGUGCUUCAUGUCUCAUUUUAACUUGUAUCUCAUCCUGAUCAUGUGCAAUUCCAUCAUCGACCCCCUGAUCUAUGCUCUCCGGAGCCAAGAACUGAGGAAAACCUUCAAAGAGAUCAUCUGUUGCUUUCCUCUAGGGGGCCUCUGUGAUUUGUCUAGCAGGUACUAAAGGGGAACGGCCUAAAGCUGCCUAUGCAGAAGAGACUUUUUCAUUCUUGUACAACCUCACCAGUGGGUUUCAGCAUCAGCUUUUUCUUUUGUGUAAGGCACAAGUGGAGAAAAUGCCCAGUCUCUGUAUAUUUUUAAUGUCAUGCUACUUUUUGGCUGUAAAAUAUUUAACCAUAUUAUAAAUCAUAGGCAGUAU